Molecule: messenger RNA, 1281 nt
Organism: Solanum verrucosum
Lineage: Eukaryota; Viridiplantae; Streptophyta; Magnoliopsida; Solanales; Solanaceae
Product: FHA domain-containing protein FHA2-like
Exons: 3
Coding region: 163-1197 (344 amino acids)
Biological process (GO): regulation of ribosomal protein gene transcription by RNA polymerase II
Cellular component (GO): nucleus
Molecular function (GO): protein binding; sequence-specific DNA binding
Source: RefSeq, a predicted model, not a curated record
UAGGAAAUCCCAAGCACACUCUUUCGUCUUUCCCUUGUCAAGUCUACAAUGCCCAGAAAUCAUCUUUCUGCCUUUUCUCAUUCCGUUGUCUUUCUAUAUAGAAUAGAAUAGUAAUCGAAAUCGUAAUCGAAAUCCGCUUAAUUAUCUUGUUUGCCCUAUGAAAUGGGAAGUAGCAGUGGAAGCGAUGUGGAAGCAGGAUUCGCCAAGCUACAAGGCGAAGAUUUCGAGUAUUACAUGCAGACAUACUCCAUAAUCCUCGGCCGCAACUCCAAGAAGUCAACCGUCGAUGUUGACUUAUCCUCUCUCGGCGGUGGAAUGAACAUCUCGCGUCACCACGCUCGUAUCUUCUACGACUUCCAACGACGUCGUUUUGCUCUCGAAGUGUUGGGGAAGAACGGUUGUUUCGUUGAAGGUGUCCUCCAUCUUCCUGGUAAUCCACCGGUGAAACUUGAUUCACAGGAUUUACUUCAGAUCGGAGAUAAGGAGUUUUAUUUCCUUCUUCCAAUUCGCAGUAUCUUAGGUGGACCAAUUGGGCCUAGACAUCAUGUGAAUGUGAACUAUCCAGCCGGGGGUUCUCCUAUGGUGCCGCAUCAUCAUCAACAUCAUCAACCGCAUAUGCCCUUGCCUCCGCCGGUGGGUUAUAGUGGGGCUGGGAAAAAGGGUUUGUUAAGAGGGAGGGAGUAUUAUGAGGAGGAGUAUGAUGAUGAUGAUGGUGGGGAAGCUGGUUCUGGAACUAAGAAGAUGAGGAGAGGGGAUGGUAUUGAGGGUGGUGGGUAUGGAUAUGGCUCUGGUGGUUCUAGUGGGAAGAUUGCGGUUCCUGCGCAUCUGGAUAAGAAGAUAGACGGAAGAUCACGUAUUGAAAGAGAUGCUGACAACCAACAGCUGAUGCAGUUAGAAGAGAAGGACGUUGUAUCAUCUGUAGCAACUGUGCUUUCUGACCUCUGUGGUCCAGGAGAAUGGAUGCCAAUGGAGAAGCUUCAUGCUGAGUUGGUGGAACACUACAGCAAUACCUGGCACCAUAGUCGUGUGAGGAGAUACUUGACAUCUGAGGACUAUCCUAGCGCUGAAGCUAAAUCAAAGCCAUGGUAUGGAUUGCUGAUGCUUUUAAGAAAAUACCCAGAGUAUUUUGUCAUCAAUACGCGUUCCAAGGGACGGGUGACUUUGGAGUUUGUUUCUCUCGUCUCACUUCUUUCGUGAAAGCUUUAUAACAUCUCAGCCACAUCGUUUGUAAAUUAAGCUUUAAGUAGGUUGUGAAGCAACACUUGAAAAAUUUCCAUCUGG